AUGGCUCGAGACACACAACCAUACGCUGAUUCUGAAUUCAACUUUUUGUCACCUAACAUCCAACGUUCAGGGUUCGGAAGUCCCGCCUCUGCUGUCUUUGACCUUCCUGUCCAGGCGUCCAGCAACCCCACCAGAGACCAAUUCCAAUCAGGUGUAGAGGCAACACACUCCAAUGCACCAUUCGAGACGCAUACAAUCGUCCUGGACAACGGCGUGAAUCAGAAAAGCCCUUCUUUCUUGGUCAUUUCUGGCGGUACCGGCGGUAAUUCGAUAUGCAAUUCGUUUGGACAGGCGUGCUAUGUUCUUCCUGUGUCAGACGAUGGUGGCUCUUCGAGCGAGAUCAUUAGAGUACUAGGGGGACCUUCCAUAGGUGAUGUCCGGUCAAGGCUGGUCAGACUUAUCCCCUCAUCGCCACCUUCGACCACUUUGGACGCCAUUCGUGCUUUACUUUCAUAUCGGCUUCCUAAUGAUAUCCCUGAGCGCGAGGCUCGGGCAGAAUGGAGAGAUAUAGUAGAGGGGCGCAGUUCCCUCUGGCAUGGAAUACCAAAUGACCGGAAGGAAACUAUUCGAGAAACACUCUUAUUUUUGUCACUAGGCUUCCUUGUCUAUUUUGAGAAUGAAGUCCUCAAGCGUGCUCACAAAAACUUUUCAUUUCUUAAUGGGAGUAUAGGAAAUUAUUUCCUCGCAGGUGCUCAAGGAUUCUUCCGGUCCCUCCCUUCAGCCAUUUUUCUCUUUUCAUCGAUCACGAACAGUCAGGCCAACAUACUUCCCGUCGUAGUUACCAAUCACACAGUUACCAUUGCCGCUGAGCUGGAGGAUGGCUCCAAACUUGUAGGCCAGUGUGAAAUAUCACACCCGGUAGUUUCAAGUUCAGCGCUUGAUAACACUGCAUUCGAGCCUGAGCGGUAUUCUUCGAUCGAUGGGAUGGGUGAGAUCAUAUCUCGACCACAGAACGCCGCUUUCAAUCCACAGGAUAAAAGCCGUACUUAUGAGGCACUAUCAUCACGCAUAAGCAGGCUAUAUUACAUCAAUGCAUACGGACAUGAAGUACAUCCAUCGCCAAACCCAGAAUAUAUUAAAAAUAUAUAUUCAUCCGAUGUUCUGGUCUAUUCAUGUGGGUCAUUGUGGACAAGUAUUAUACCUUGUUUAGCACUACGUGAUGUAGCUUCAGCGAUUGCUCGGUCAAAUUUACGUGCUAAAGUUUUGUUGCUAAACUCCAAUAACGAUAGAGAGACAGACGGAUAUACCGCUGUCGAUUACGUCCGCGCAAUCGCUUCCACAUUGAACUCGCAUUAUCACGUAAAACGAUAUGGUCUUGGAAACGCAUACACCAUCUACCCCAUAUCCGCAUUCAUUACCCAUCUCGUCUAUCUCAAAGGGACCCGAGUAGUCGUUGAUGAGCAAGCCAUCACGGCGUUGGGCGUCAAGUGCAUUUUAGUAAAUGACCGGACUGACGGCAGCGAUUCGGGUAGCCCCCCACAAUAUAACGCGGCCACUGUCAAACAGGCUCUGGAUCGGAUCAUUCAGUAAGGGUUGGCUGUGGGGGCCUCUUUUGAUUCUUGUGCGUGAUCAGUAUCUCUGACAAUUGACGGUGUUACGAGAUCCUGUUGAUGUCGUAUACGGCCGUGUUGGGGAUUUAAUGGAACCUAUCAGUAUGUAACACUCGUGUUACAAGAUUUGAACCAGGGAUGUCAUCUUCCAUCGUAUAACUCGCAAUGUGCUGUUGUGUUUCUUUCCUUUCUUUGCCUAUAAGCCUGGACAUUGGGUUUUGACAGUGGGAGAAAUGUACUAGGUGUCUAGGCGCACCAUAUGGAUGGGUGAUAGUCGCCUAGGGACCUUCUAUCAUCUUACUGUUAUUGAUAAGCUGGGGGUUGUUCUCUGAUAUCGACUGUCAUCGGAAUUUGGUCUGACUAAGGGGGUCAGCAAAGAACCAUCUUACGCCA
This is a messenger RNA of Serpula lacrymans var. lacrymans S7.9, 1943 nucleotides long. RefSeq lists its product as uncharacterized. The coding region runs from base 1 to 1530 and encodes 509 amino acids. The transcript is spliced from 11 exons. The record is from RefSeq and is a predicted model, not a curated record. NCBI's taxonomy places the organism in Eukaryota, Fungi, Basidiomycota, Agaricomycetes, Boletales, Serpulaceae. Gene Ontology annotation, molecular function: LPPG:FO 2-phospho-L-lactate transferase activity.